AUGACAACAAGGUACGCAGAAGCCCACGCAGUAAGCAAUCUCGCAGGACCAGGGGAUGCACGACCCACGGCUCUGCAGAUCAUCAAGGACAACGACCUUGAAGGAAAGCUUUCAGACAAGGUGAUUUUCGUCACCGGCACCUCGUCGGGACUUGGUAUCGAGAUAGUGCGCGCCCUGAAAGCAACAGGCGCCAAAAUAUAUGCUACAGCACGGAAUCUCGACAAGGCGCGCGAAGCGCUGUCCGAACUUAUCGAACCAGGCAAAGUCGAGCUCCUCCCUCUUGACACGAGCUCCCUAGCGAGCGUGCGCUCUGCUGCAAAGGAGUUCCUCUCAAAGGAAUCCCAGCUCAACCUGCUGAUCAAUAACGCGGGCAUCAUGGCGGUUCCGGAACUGACCAUCACGCCCGACGGGUUUGAGGCGCAGUUCGAGACCAACCACUUGGGCCACUUCCUGCUUUUCCAACUGCUCAAGCCGACGCUUCUCGCGUCCUCGACGCCGGCAUUCCACUCGCGCGUCGUCAACGUUAGCUCACAAGGACACCGCCAGCUACCGGUCCAGUUCGACGACCUCAACUUGUCGGGACCAGGCGUCUACACCCCGUUCGGAGGGUACGGGCAGUCCAAGACCGCAAACAUCUACAUGGCGAACGAGAUCGAGCGGCGCUAUGGCGCACAAGGCCUGCACGCCUGGUCGUUGCACCCGGGCAGCAUCGAGACUGGCCUUGGGGUCCACAUGGAUUUCUCCGCCCUGAAAGCCAUGCCUGAGAUGCUGCGUAUCAUGAAAUCCCCGGGCCAGGGCGCUGCCACGACCGUGCUCGCUGCCGUCGACAAAGAGCUCGAGGGAACCGGUGGCAAAUACCUCGAUGAUACACAGGUCUGCCCACCUGCCGAUCCGAAGCUAGCCGCUGACCUGGGUUCUCCCGGCCAUGCCGCUUGGGCUUAUGAUGUUGAUGCCGCGACGAGGCUAUGGGAGGUGAGCAACAAGCUUGUAGGCUUUGAGGAGUAG
This is a messenger RNA of Exophiala aquamarina CBS 119918, 1005 nucleotides long. RefSeq lists its product as uncharacterized. Bases 1 to 1005 code for a protein of 334 amino acids. The record is from RefSeq and is a predicted model, not a curated record. The transcript has a single exon. NCBI's taxonomy places the organism in Eukaryota, Fungi, Ascomycota, Eurotiomycetes, Chaetothyriales, Herpotrichiellaceae.